UCAUGUAGGUUGUCCUUGGGAUUGGCUCUUUCCUUAUCGAUCCAUUAUGCCGGAUGAUUGGUGCAAGAUUGGUUUGGGCAAUUAGCAACUUCAUAGUGUUUGCCUGCAUGUUGGCUACAACAAUACUAAGCUGGAUCUCCUAUGACCUGUACUCGAGCAAGCUUCAACAUAUUGUCGGGGCAGAUAAAACAGUCAAGACUGCAGCGCUCAUUCUUUUCUCUCUUCUUGGAUUGCCACUCUCGAUCACUUAUAGCGUUCCGUUCUCCGUGACUGCUGAGCUGACUGCCGGAACAGGAGGCGGACAAGGUUUGGCUACUGGAGUUCUGAAUCUUGCCAUUGUCGCUCCUCAGAUAGUGGUGUCACUCGGAGCCGGCCCAUGGGACAAGCUCUUGGGGGGAGGGAACGUCCCUGCCUUCGCCCUAGCCUCGGUUUUCUCGCUGGUAGCCGGAGUGCUCGCGGUGAUCAAGCUGCCCAAGCUGUCGAACAACUAUCAAUCCGCCGGCUUUCACAUGGGCUGAACCCCGGAAACCAAAACUCGAAGCCUGCUGCUGUGUGUAACAUCCAGAUGUUCAGUGCCAACAUUGCUAAACCUCACCCAUUUUGACAUUCGUUUACAUAUGGAGAUGAUUCUUUUCUCCUUCUUGUUAGAUACACAGUAAUAAGAUCAAAGAUGAGAUAGAGAUUAGGAUAGAGAGGUAGUUUUUAGGCCUGUGUAUACAAGUGUCAGCCCCAAGUUGUAAAAGAUGUACACUUUUUUACUGUAUAUUAUUUCACGGAUGACAGGAUGUAUUGUAUAUUGUUUUUUGGUC
Triticum urartu is the source of this 809-nucleotide messenger RNA. The record is from RefSeq and is a predicted model, not a curated record. Lineage: Eukaryota; Viridiplantae; Streptophyta; Magnoliopsida; Poales; Poaceae.